Glarea lozoyensis ATCC 20868 is the source of this 1743-nucleotide messenger RNA. RefSeq lists its product as uncharacterized. The record is from RefSeq and is a predicted model, not a curated record. Bases 1 to 1743 code for a protein of 580 amino acids. The transcript is spliced from 2 exons. NCBI's taxonomy places the organism in Eukaryota, Fungi, Ascomycota, Leotiomycetes, Helotiales, Helotiaceae.
AUGCCCGCGAGAAAUACAGUGAUACCGUAUACAUGUGCUCGCUGUCUGCGGGUAUCUCAGAAAUAUGAAGCUCGCACAAUCCCUCCACGACUGCUCGCCCGAUCUUUCUCGCGCCACUCGCCACUUCGCGAUUCGCAACAAGAUGGCAAGGUGAUAAAGCAGGAGGAUCGAUCCUCUACUGGUGGACACGCAAGAGAGGAUGCACAAGAUGCUGCCUCGCAGUCAUUGGGGAAAGAAGCUGAGAAAGGAGCCAUGUCGAGACGUCUUGAGGAUGCGACUGAGGAUGCGCUCCUGGAAGGUGGAAGAGCUGGCAGAAAGGCAGUCGAGGAAGCUGGAUUCUCCGAGGAACUGAAGCAGAGAUUGCUGGAACGAAUCGAGUCGCAUAAGUUCAAAUCUGAAAAUGCUGCAGCGUUUGCGGAAGCUGGCUUGACGUCGAGUGCUGGCAGAGGCUCCCGAGAUAUUGCUGCGUCGCAAGCCUGGACAGGAGAAGAGAAGCCUGAAGACACAAUGUUGCGAAUGCUCGAUGAUGCUAGAAAGCCAUUGGCACCUGGGCUGCGAGGACCUGCGAAGAUACCAAGGCCGAUCGUGGAUAUGAGAUUGAGACCUCAGCCAAAGCUACGGCCUGGGGACAAAUUGGCAAACGCGAGGGAUAAAACGUCUAUCUAUGCCAUUUCGAAGGAUACACAGAUGUCUGAUGAAGAGCGGGAAAAGUUGCGGCAGGAAUUGAAGGAUCGUUUUACUCCAGGGGCGAGAGCCAUGCCAAAUUCCAUUCGUGGAUUAGCUGCGCUCGCGAAUGAGAGGAUUGAGGAUGCCAUAGCGAGGGGACAGUUCAAGAAUAUCCCACGAGGUAAGGCUAUAGUCCGAGAUGCGAGAGCUGAUAAUCCAUUUCUGGACACCACCGAAUACAUCAUGAAUAAGAUGAUACAACGUCAGGACAUCGUCCCACCAUGGAUCGAAAAACAGCAAGAGCUCGUCAAGGCUGCGAACGUAUUUCGAGCACGUCUUCGAAAUGAUUGGACUCGUCAUGCUGCACGAUCCAUCGCUAGCCGUGGAGGCUCUCUUCAAGAACAAAUGCGCAGGGCAGAGGCAUAUGCUGCGUCGGAGCAGUUGCACAAUCCAAAGAAAAGGGCCGUCGAACAAAUCUCCGUCCCAACGAAUGCUACGAGUGACCCUGUUAUGGUCAAGAUUACACAGGAAGCUUCUACUUCCACCUCUCCAACACCUCCACCCUCCGUCGAGGUUUCAAUAAACACCGAAAAUGGGGCAUUGAAACUUGCUGAGACUACUCUUAGCCAAGAUUUACGUGCAGAGAGUGCCAUAGUCACAGGAUCAUCCCCGGAGCCACCAGUCACUCGGUCGACUCUGCCUAGCCCACUGCCGCCGCCUUUUCGGAUGCCAGAAUGGGAGGCAGCGGAACAAUCGUAUCUCAGCCUUGCCGUCACUAAUCUCAAUAACAUUACACGGUCAUAUAAUUUGAUGGCGCCUAAUCUGGCUAAAAAACCUUAUUUCUCACUCGAGAGGGAACUCAAGUCUUGCUACGCGGACGUGGCUCCUAUUCUCGCCCAGGAAAUCAAACAUCGAGCCAGCAGACCUGCUCGCGAGCUGGUAGAGAAGGUAGGACAUAAACCUGGAGGCGUUCUCGAACGGUUUGCGAAGGAUACGGCGACGAUAUAUGAUUCCAAAAGACCGUUGUAUGGGUUUAAGGAGUUGUGGACUGAUUUGUUUGGUGAGAAAAGACCUUGA